AUGGAGGUCUUACUUGGAAUAACUGGCAAAGACUUUACCCUCAUUGCGGCCUCAAAAGCUGCUAUGAGAGGUGCAACUAUUCUCAAAGCUUCCGAUGACAAGACAAGAACUUUAAACCAACACACUUUGAUGGCAUUUUCUGGAGAGGCUGGAGAUACAAUUCAAUUCGCAGAAUACAUUCAAGCCAACGCUCAACUUUACUCCAUGCGCAACAACAUUGACCUCUCCCCAUCUGCCGUCGCCCACUUUGUCCGUGGUGAAUUAGCACAAUCCCUCCGCUCUCGCAAACCAUACAACGUCAACCUUCUUCUCGGCGGUGUUGAUCCAAUCACCGACAAGCCCAGCCUAUAUUGGCUCGACUACCUGGCAUCACUUGCACCCCUCCCAUAUGCAGCUCAUGGCUACGCACAAUAUUACUGCUUAUCGAUUCUCGAUAAACAUCAUCAUCCAGAUAUUGAUUUUGAACAAGGAAUGAAAGUUUUGAGGAUGUGUACGGAUGAGUUGAAGAGGAGGUUGCCGAUUGAUUUCAAGGGCAUGACUGUGAAGGUUAUCACGAAGGAGGGGAUCAAGGAACUUGAUUAUGAUGACAGUGCGAGAAUUGAUUGUCCUUAA
Molecule: messenger RNA, 612 nt
Organism: Sclerotinia sclerotiorum 1980 UF-70
Lineage: Eukaryota; Fungi; Ascomycota; Leotiomycetes; Helotiales; Sclerotiniaceae
Exons: 3
Coding region: 1-612 (203 amino acids)
Biological process (GO): proteasomal protein catabolic process
Cellular component (GO): cytosol; proteasome core complex, beta-subunit complex; proteasome core complex
Molecular function (GO): peptidase activity
Source: RefSeq, a predicted model, not a curated record